Molecule: messenger RNA, 1627 nt
Organism: Telopea speciosissima
Lineage: Eukaryota; Viridiplantae; Streptophyta; Magnoliopsida; Proteales; Proteaceae
Product: probable protein phosphatase 2C 63
Exons: 4
Coding region: 39-1175 (378 amino acids)
Biological process (GO): protein dephosphorylation
Molecular function (GO): cation binding; protein serine/threonine phosphatase activity
Source: RefSeq, a predicted model, not a curated record
AGAGAGAGAGAGAGAGAGAAGCAGAAGAGAUAUCAAAUAUGCUACGAUCUUGUUUCAGACCACUGGAACGAUGCUUCGGUCUUAGAGGGGGAGAUGGACUUCUUUGGCACAUGGACUUGAAACCACACGCUUCCGGUGAAUUUUCGAUCGCUGUCGUUCAAGCUAACUCAUCCCUUGAAGAUCAAAGCCAAGUCUUCACCUCUCCUUCCGCCACUUACGUUGGAGUCUACGAUGGCCAUGGUGGCCCUGAAGCUUCUCGUUUCAUCAAUAACCACCUCUUCCCUCAUCUUCACAAGUUUGCCGCGGAACAGGGGGGAUUGUCAGCGGAUGUCAUAAAGAAAGCGUUUGAUGCCACUGAGGAGGAGUUCUUGCAUUUGGUGAAGCGUUCAUGGCCUGCUCGCCCGCAGAUCGCUUCGGUGGGUUCCUGCUGUUUGGUUGGUGCCAUUUCUGAUGAUAUGUUGUAUGUGGCCAAUCUUGGGGACUCCAGGGCUGUUCUUGGGCGGAAGGCACCCGAGGGUCGAAGGAUUCCGGUGGUGCCAGAACGCUUGUCCACUGAUCAUAAUGUUGCUGUCGAGGAAGUGAGGAAGGAGGUCGAGGCGCUUCAUCCAGAUGAUUCUCAUAUUGUGGUUUAUAGUCGCGGAGUUUGGCGGAUUAAGGGUAUAAUUCAGGUGUCGAGAUCUAUUGGUGAUAUCUAUCUCAAAAAACCUGAGUUCAAUAGGGACCCCCUUUUCCAUCAAUUCGGAGCUCCGGUCCCUCUUAAACGACCUGUGGUGACAGCAGAACCUUCAAUCCAGAUUAGAAAGUUAAAGCCACACGACUUAUUCUUGAUUUUUGCAUCAGAUGGCCUGUGGGAGCAACUGAGUGAUGAAGUGGCAGUAGAGAUUGUGUUCAAAAACCCAAGAGCUGGGAUAGCAAAGCGAUUAGUGAAAGCUGCCCUUCAGGAGGCUGCAAGGAAGAGGGAGAUGAGAUAUGAUGACAUUAAGAAGAUAGAGAAGGGAAUCAGACGGCAUUUCCAUGAUGAUAUCACUGUGAUUGUGAUUUAUCUUGAUCACAUCCAAGGCUCUUCUAGUAGUAGAUUCAAGUACAGUGCUGUUGACUGCACCACUGCUCCUGUUGACAUCUACUCUCUUAACACAGAUGAAGCAGAAGAAGACUGCAUUCACACUGUUUCCUAAAAGAACUUGUCCAGCUAAAGGGUACACACUGAGUUAGUGACUAGUUGCCUUUGUGAAUAUAUCUUUAUAUAUAUAUAUAUAUAGAUAUUAAAAGAAAGAGCAAUGAUUCAAAGAAAUGAGUAGGUAAAUGUUGUAAAAGGAAUACAUUGGUGUCAAAGGCAGGGCAAAGACAGGUUAUCCAAUAAGAAAAGAUAACAGUUAGGGUGGUAUACAUUACAGUCAGAGAGAUUGUCGAUAAAUCCAAGCUGCCAUGUGACUUUUUAAAUCGCAGAUUUUGAGUUCCAAUCUUGGUUCCAGGUUUUGCUCAGGUUCUUGGUAGCUGUCAAUUGGGAGAAGUUUUAGUUUUAUUCCGCUUCGAGAGAACGGAAGAAGUGGCAGUACUGCUGUAGGCAUGAACAGACCAAAGAGGUGACUAUUUUGAAAUCUUUUCAUUUUGUUUUGAUGGUUAUUAC